AGUGCGCGCUGUGCUUUUUUAGUAUGGACGCGUUCUCUUGAUGGUCACGAGCUGUAGAAUUGUCGUACACGCGAGCGUCAUUUCCAAAGAAAAUGAAUGCGGAUUGAAGUGGCACGCGGGGGGAGAGCGUUUGUUUUGCGCUGCAAACGCGAGACGAAUAUGGACAUUUGCAUUUGAAACCUCGGGAACGAGUGGAAACCAAAGGUUGAUUCCCCUCGCCAAACUGUUACUGUUAGCGGACUCGGAGAAGUUCAAGGGGCUUUUUCACCUUCAGCCUCAUCACAGUAACAGGAUUUUGAGGGGCGCUCCUUGCGAACGAGCUACAUGGGACAUACUUUGAAUUAUUUAAUUGCGGCUCGCGCAAGCGCGAAUCGAGAAUAAUGACGCGCAGAUGGUAGACUAAAAGCGCGUUCAUGGAAAACGGACAUAUUUGCGUUUGCAAAGAGGAAAACUGACAGUGUAUCGAGCGCGUUUGGCCCCUCGUCAUGCGGCGGUGGGGGAGGAUCGGAGCAGGGACCUCGCAGCGGAUUUCAUGUUUCGCAACUAUGUUAAUGCCCCACAACGAGGGAUUAUAAGGCCUCGGAAUGACACUUGCUUUCCAAAUGGUUAAAGUGCACUCGAGAAGUUGCGUAUAGAGUUUGUUCUGCGAGCGGCAGCAAAACCAGUGCGCCCAAUUCUAUCUAGAUGUAUCAAACGGGAAUGCAUAGGUAUAUCAAGUGUCGGUGAAUGUAGCUCACGGUGGAGCAUGGACGCUAUGACUCUAUGACUUCAUUACUUGCUUUGAAUUCGAUCAGGGAACCAUUUCGGCAGACUUCGUGUGUCUUAACGCGUCUUUAUGUGUGAAGUUAUUCUGUGGUCCUCUGCACAAAUGGCGUCUUUCCCAGACUCCGACCUGCAAACAUGUCCGCUGUGCAAGGAGCUGUGCGGCUGCUCUGCUCCGAUCUCCUCCAAUUCAUCUACCUCCUCCUCUUCCUCACAGACCUCCAACUCAUCUACCUCAUCCACCAGGAGACUGCACGUCCUGCCCUGUCUGCACGCCUUCUGCAGGCAAUGCCUGGAGGGCCACCGGAGCCCCGGUGACCCCCUGAAGCUAAGAUGCCCCACAUGCGACCAAAAAGUGUCUUUGUCGGAAUCAGGCGUGGACUCGCUGCCCUCCUCCACCUUUCUGUUCAGCAACCUUCUGGAUGUGGUGGUCUCUGCUGAGGAACAGGGCAAGAACGGGCGGUCUUCAUCGGUGGUCCAUCACGGUGGUCUUCUGAGACCCCAGCACCUCUCGGACCCUCAGUGCAGCUCUUGUGAUGAGGGGAACCCCGCUACCUCUCACUGCCUGGAUUGCCAGGAGUACCUGUGCGAUAACUGCGUGCGGGCCCACCAGAGGGUCCGACUCACCAAAGACCACUUCAUCGAGGGGCUGAUGGAGAGCUUACACCUGGUCAACCGCACCAUCAACUCCAACACCCCCGUGAACAUCUCCCAGUCCUUCCAUAACAGCUUCUCCAUGCUGAAUGUGUUCCAGGAGAGGGUGGAGUUCUGCCAGCAACAUGAGAACGCGGUGCUGCGCUUUUUCUGCGACAGCUGCUCCAUGCCGAUCUGCAGGGAGUGCAGCUUGGGCCGACACGCAGGUCACAGUUUCACCUACCUUCAGGAAGCACUGCAGGACUCCAGAGCGCUGACAAUCCAGCUUCUCGCAGACGCACAACAGGGUAGACAGGCCAUACAGCUGAGCAUCGAGAAAGCCCAAGCCAUUGCUGAACAGGUGGAGCUGAAGGCUAAGGUUGUGCAGUCAGAAGUGAAAACCAUAACUCUACGUCAUAAGAAAGCUCUGGAGGAACGCGAGUGUGAGCUGCUGUGGAAGGUGGAGAAGAUCCGCCAGGUGAAGGCAAAAUCACUUUACCUGCAGGUUGAGAAACUACACCAGAAUCUCACCAAGCUGGAUAGUACUAUCGCCACAGUGACGCAGGUUUUAGAAGAAGGCCGUAGCAUAGAUGUCCUGCUAGCACGUGAGCACAUGUUAAAUCAGCUACAGGAGCUUAAAUCUCUCCGCUGCUUCCUGCAGCCCCAAGAAGACGAUCGCAUCAUGUUCACCCCUCCGGACCAGGCUCUUCUGAUUGCCAUCAAGUCCAUGGGCCUCAUCAGCAGUGGAGCCUUUGCCACAGCAUCCAAAGCUCAUGGUGAAGGCCUCAAGAGAGCACUGCAAGGAAAGCUAGCUUCCUUUACUGUCGUAGGGUAUGAUCAUGAUGGUGAACCUCGGUUGUCCGGUGGUGACAGCGUCUCGGUUGUGCUUAUGAAUCCGGAUGGUAAUCUGUCCAGCGCAGAUGUUUCUGAUCACCAAGAUGGAACGUACACAGUCAGCUAUCUGCCCAAGAGCGAGGGUGAGCAUUUGCUCUCGGUGCUUGUAUGCAAUCAGCACAUUGAGGGAAGUCCAUUCAAAGUGAUGGUCAAGUCCGGCCGCAGUUACGGCGGCGUUGGCUUGCCCAUUGCAACCUUUGGAGGAGAGGGCGAUGGGGACGGGCAACUGUGUCGGCCUUGGGGCAUCUGCGUGGAUAAGGAGGGCUACGUGGUGGUUGCCGACCGAAGCAACAACCGCGUGCAGAUCUUCAAGCCUUGUGGCACGUUCCACCACAGGUUUGGCACUUUGGGCUCACGACCGGGCCAGUUUGACCGCCCAGCUGGGGUCGCCUGUGACAGCCAGAGGAGAAUCAUUGUAGCAGAUAAGGACAAUCACCGCAUCCAGAUUUUCUCAUUCGAUGGCCAGUUUCUUGUCAAGUUUGGCGAGAAGGGAACCAAAAAUGGGCAAUUCAACUACCCGUGGGAUGUUGCCGUCAACUCCGAGGGAAAGAUCCUGGUUUCGGAUACACGCAACCACCGCGUGCAACUCUUUGGGCCUGACGGGACUUUCCUUAACAAAUACGGAUUCGAAGGUGCCCUCUGGAAACAUUUUGACUCGCCUCGCGGUGUAGCUUUUAAUCAGGAAGGCCACCUCGUCGUGACCGACUUCAACAAUCAUCGACUGCUUGUCAUCAGGCCCGAUUGCCAGUCAGCACGCUUCCUUGGGUCCGAGGGAACCGGAAAUGGACAGUUCUUGCGCCCGCAAGGCGUAGCCGUGGACCAGGAGGAUCGUAUUAUCGUGGCUGACUCCCGCAACCAUCGCAUUCAGGUGUUCGAACCCAAUGGCAACUUUUUAUGCAAGUUUGGGACUCAAGGGAGCGGCUUCGGCCAAAUGGAUCGCCCCUCUGGUAUAGCGGUUACUCCUGAUGGGAUGAUUGUGGCUGUGGACUUUGGAAACAACCGAAUCCUCGUGUUCUGACCUUUUAUUGGUUGAAUUACAAAACUAUAGCUGUGGACAAAUGGAUUUUGAAAGAUUUUGCACAUCUAUCAUGAGCAAAUGCAGUUUGAUCUUUGCAAGAUGACGACAGUUGUGGAUAGUUUUGUACGAUUCUCAGUGAUAGUGUAACACCAAAUGCUUGCCGUUACAGCACACCGUUUUGAUUGCUGCAAGCUGAGAGUGUUUUGCUCUUGGUAUGUGUCUUCAAAUCCUGUUUCUUUUUUUUUUCUCAGGGAAUUUCUUGCAUUCUUGAAAUAUUUUCUCUCUGCAUCCCACCUACCUCAUCUAGCUUAUGUAUGAAUGUACUCGCGUUUGUGCAGAGACCUAGUCCGUGAAGUUUUAUAAAGAAACGUCUACCUCAGUGUUUUUUUUUUGUUUGUAAAAUGUGAGGAAAAACAAAACAAAAGAAAACAAAAUGAAGCAAUGUUUGGAUAUUUGCACAGUUCGCACAAUUUUUUUCCUGAUUGUUACUGUGCAAAGAACGCAAGUUAUGUCCCUGAAUGUUUCUCAUAGCGAUGGACAAAAACAGAGCUGCAUGUUUUGGCAGAAACAUAAGGAUGACUUUUUGAUACAUCUACUACUAUGUGUUCUUUUUUUGAAUUUUCGUGUACAUUUUAAAUCAGACUUCAUCUUUAUCUCGUACCUCAUUUAAACCUCUUACCUCAUUUACCGUAUUAUACCUCUGGGUCCAUGAGCCUCAUUACACAUUUACCUCACUUUAUGGUCUUUUCCAUUUGAAAAUUAUGCAAGCAGUUACCAAAAAUUAAUUUUGUAUAACUAAUGAAAGGGACUGCUAAACUAGGCAAAUUAUCAGAAUUUAGUAAUUUAAUAGGACCCUCAUGAUGUAAUCAAGAGUUUGCAAUGAGAAAUGCAACUUUAGAAGAACAGAUAACCAUGAUUAUUUUAAAUAUGAUAUGAUAAAAAAGAAUGAAAUGGAGAAUGUUCUUUAAAUAAUAUCUUUAGAUCAUUGAAAGAAUGUAGACACUAAAUGGAAUAUCUAAUGGCCUAGCCCUUACCUUUGUGUUUCUAUUAUUAAUAUUAUGCUUUUGUCUCUUCAUAUGAACAAUUUAGGCAAGGUAAAAUUUGUUCAAAUAGAGGCACCUGAUUGACGAACUGGAUUAUAUCCUUGUUUGCCAGUUAUCUCUCAUACUUGGGAAACUUUAUUAUUUUAUUUUUUUUCAAUAUUGGAUGUAUUUUGAGGCCCAGUUCUUAGGUCUCGUUACAAACCGCUUCAUUAGAUCAUAAGUUGUUUUUUGUUGUUCUAUUGAUUACAGCAUGGCCUACAGUGCUUCCUGUGCCACUUUAAAGAAAGACCUCCAGGGAGACCAUUCACUCAGUCAGUGUAACAUCAUUUGAAAACACUUAGAAUCAAUUAAACCCAGUUUGAAAUCGGAUAGUUUGUGCCUGACUUGUGGGUAACCACUUUAAAGUGUUUUCUUCAGUCUUCAAUUGAUUAAAAGGAAAAAAAAAAGAUUAAGCAAAUCAUUAGGAGGAAAGAAAAAUAAUAUAUAAAUGUAUAGCACUGGUAUACAGCAGAACAAAAGCACACGACUCUCCCAUUAUAGUCUGCCUGAACUUCUUAUGAAAGUUUAUGACAAAAGGAAAGUAUCUCUCACCAAUGUUGUCAUACCUCAGUUAUUGCAAGUUAUAUGAAGUCACGCAAAGAGGCAAUGAGAAUCAUUAACCACUAAAUGCAGAGUGUUUCCUUGUUAAUCUGGGCAUGUGUUGUGUGUUGGAUAUUUUGAAGUGAGUGAACUGUAAGAGUGUGUGUGGUACCGACUUGUUGGCUGGCCCACUUACAGAAUCAACCCUUUUGAACCUUUGGGAUUAGUUUGCAUGUUGCUUUCCGCUUUACACUUGAGGUAACAUUUAAAAUCAGAAAUUGUGGGAGAGCUGGAUGACCUAUUGGAAAGAUUUUCCUGUAGGCUGCAGUUAUCUUGUGUCCUGUCGUAAGUAUUAACGUGCUUGCAUGUACUAGUUGCCUGUGCCUUUCGGGAUGCUAGAUAAAUCGAAAUCGAAUGUCUUUGCCAAAGGGUGGCUAUAGGAAAUAGGCAAGUGCCAAAAAUGAUUCUGCAUUGACCGCAUUGAGCGUUUGCUUUUCAUUUAUAAAGUGGAACUUUCUUUACAGUUCUUUUCUUUACGUAUAUUACCUCAUAAUUGUGGAUCAUCAGGCAUAUUUAUGUUGCAGCUUAAACGAGAGAUGUGAAUUUUAUGGUAAUGUUGCUUUUUACACAUAGUUAGAGUGGAAAGCAGUGACAUCUGCACAUUAGACCACAAUAGAGGAAUAAAAGGACCAGCAUGGGUAACGGAAACCCAUUUGAUGGACGUAAGAAGCUUAUGCAAUAAAGAAUGAAAGAUUUGCUAAUCUUCCCUGUCUUACAGUAUUAAUAUCACAUUCGAUCUGAUUAGUAUUUAGCUGCAAAGUUUUCUCCCUGAAUCCCUGCUCUCUUUAAGAGGGAACUUUAUUUUUUGCAUGCUGUAAAGGUCCGUGAAGACAGGUGGAUGUUGGAAAACAAGGGGAGGGAGGAAGAAAACAUGGACACUUUUCUAAUGUACCAAAAAAUCAAUUUACGUGAAUAUCAUUUGUUUGGUCAUGGUGAAUGAUUGACUAUAUGAUUGUACUGUUUCUAGAUAGCUUUACAGAGUAAGGUACCUCAUUGAGCUCCAUUCAGAUGCCUUACCACAGCUUCUUAGCUUUAGCAUCAGAACUGGAAAACUGCCAAAGACCUCGUUCAAACGAAACCGGAUGUAUUUAUAAGUCGAUUUUUCGCCCAAAGAUUAAUAUGUUUGGCAUCGGUCGUUCUUGUAUUUCAACAUACUGUGUCGAUAUCUCAACAUAGUGGCGAAACGCUCGCAGAACACGUCCCUAGAUGUUGGCUUUUGUGUGUAACACGAGUUUUUGAGCAGGUGCCCUACAGGACCAAAGAUGGGUAAAUGUUUGAUUCCAGCUCACAACAGUUACCGCUAAAAAAAACUGAUCUCCAUCUGUGUGGUGGUAGCGUUAUAUUAGGUGAAGGAAUCAGCCAGCCGUUUUGAUGGAAGCGAGAUCAGUAAGCCACUAUUUAAAACCCCUUUAGCAGUGAUUAGGAUACUAUUAAAAGUGUACGUUCUACUUGGAGAUACAAUUCACUUUUGUAGGACUGAUACCGUAUGUCAUCUACGUACUUUCUGCCUCAGUGGACAUGAAAGUCGGCUGUUAUUAAACACAGUCGGUGUCUUUGAAUUCCAGAUCAUUGCAGGUUCUUUUUUUUUCUUUUUCUUUUUUUUUUCUUUUUUGGACCUCUGGUCUCUAAUUGUACGGGUUUUGUCACCAUUUCUGGUGUAUUCCAGCUUAUGACUUCUUCCUUACUGGGGAAAAACAGAAAAUGUAAGUUCAGAAUUGUGUGGUCAUAGACCCUUUUAUGAUUGUAUUAUCUUAUGGAAAAAGAGAUGUGUAUACACAUUAAAACAACUCAGGUAGCUUUGUAGAGAUUUGAGAUUUGAUUAAAAAUUCAAUAUUUGUUUCUUACAGUUUGAUAGUGAAUCCUUUGUUAGUACUUCAUGAGCUUUUUGUGUGUUUUGAUGGUAAAAAUGCUGUUAUUAAAUUCCAUGGGAUCCUUUUCAACCACGUCACAGUUAACAGUCAAUGAGGGGGUGAACGAUUCAUAACCUUAAUACCAGCAUGUCUUUAUUUUGUGUUCUUUACACAAUCCUAUCUUGAUUUUAUAACUAUAUAACCCCAUGAUGGAUGGAUGGAUAUGCUAUGAUCAAAUGUGUAUUCAAGGGCUGCUAAAAAAACCAUUGCCUUGAGAUGAUCAGAAAUGCCUUAAGGCUUGGAAAUCCUUUUUUUCUUCUUCUUUUUUUCAAGAACGUUGAGGGCAACAGUCUGUCUCAGAAAGACAUUUAGACCUGAAAUUUGACAUGUACAUCAAUACUUUCUCAGUGCUUUUAAGAGGCUUGGCUGUGAGACGGGCUAAGCAAAAGAGGUGUGGCGAGAUUCUGCCCCAAAGCUCUCACCUGGAAUCAGUUUUGCCUUUUAAAAUACAACGAUUAGGGUAGAAUCAAAGUAGCAAAUGCUGAUUCCAGGUCAGUUGUCCUGGAUGAUAUUGGCUUAGGAGCCCUCUAAGAGGCCCACCACUCUCUCCAUCUCUUUCUCUUUGUGUUUCACAACUCACCAUCCUACCAUCGGUCACCCUCUCAACCAAAGUCAUUUAUUACUCUGAAUAAGGCUGAUAUGAAAAGGCUAUAUGAGAUAGUUAGUGGUCUGCAGUCUUGUUCUUUCGUCUUUGUGGACUUUAAACAUUUCCUAUGCAGUUUUUUUUUUUUUUAAUUAUUAUUAUAAAUGUUUGGUUGUUUACAAAUAAAGUUGUACCUCUUUGGAUCCUG
Molecule: messenger RNA, 7690 nt
Organism: Pimephales promelas (fathead minnow)
Lineage: Eukaryota; Metazoa; Chordata; Actinopteri; Cypriniformes; Leuciscidae
Gene: trim71
Product: tripartite motif containing 71, E3 ubiquitin protein ligase
Molecular function (GO): zinc ion binding; protein binding
Source: RefSeq, a predicted model, not a curated record